AUGUCCUCGUCUAACACAGGAUCUUCAACGACCGAGUCUGCCAACAAUCAAUCAUCAUCCAAGGGCUCCUCUAGAUCAGCAAAUCUUUUGGUUGUUCAGCUGUCACAAGUAAUUGAAGGAGAAGAGCAGAUAGUUGCGAAUCUAACUAUCAAUUUCCCAUCCAACAAAUCGGUGAUUUCGAGGACUGGAGCCGAUGUGUUGCGUAAUCAGAUCAAUGACGUUGUGAAGAAAUUCAUUGUGGAUCCUACAAAUUUUAUUGAACCGAAAGAUAAAAAGGAUGUUUCAACACAAACAUUUCAUGUCCCGACACCAAUUACGGAAACUGCAGAAGCCGAUGAGAACCAAGAGAGAAUACAGUCGGCUACAGUUUCAAAUGAGUUGAACUUUGAGCCUCUCGUGGUGAAGUUUGAGAUCUUUGCACCAAACAAGCACGAAAAUAUUGAUUAUGUGAUGCCCAACCUCGAUGGGGUUUCAAUGGACGACAUCGACCUUAUGCGUGAGGCAAUGGCCAACGAACUCAUCUCAAUAAUUGCAUCUGCUCCUGAGAAUUCGACGUCUUCAGCUACUGCUUCUUCGUUGAAUAGUACGAUGGAAGUUAAAACAUCAGACGUUCAAGGAGUCACGGACUCCCAAUCCACUUCGUUUGACCCGACUGUCCCAUCUACAUCUAGUGGGAUUACGGAAAACCGCCGAAUUCGUCGUAAGUCGGACUUAAUUGACGACAAAAUUGAAGGAAAUGAUGCCAAGAAAUACAAGAAGAACGAGGUGACUAAACUCUAA
This is a messenger RNA of Caenorhabditis bovis, 780 nucleotides long. The record is from the annotation of a GenBank genome assembly. Lineage: Eukaryota; Metazoa; Nematoda; Chromadorea; Rhabditida; Rhabditidae.